GUGCAUUUUCUGAGGUGUUCUCUUUUAAAUUCGUGCUUGCCGCCUUAAAUCCUAAGGAAUAAAGAGGGCCAGUUUUAAGACUUUUGGAAUGAGCUGAAACUACAACUCCCAGAAUCCCACCGACUCACGGGAAAAGCGUCUACUCUCGAACAAAGUCUCCAUUCAAGGCAGGCAGUAAAACGCCAGCGCGGAACAGGAGGGGCGGCUACUCCUAACAUAGCCAAUGCCCUGUUGAGCAAAAAAACAUAGCUUCGUUCUUCGGCUAGAAAAAGACGAAGGACUGCACAGGAUGUGCGCCGCAUUAGCGAAGGUAGUUGCUAUUACAACAAUGAGAAGGGGAAAAAGAUACAUUUGUGUUUGCAAAGCCAGCUGCCUGGGGCUGAUGGGAGUUGCAGUCCAAAACAUCCGGACGACAACACGUUGGUGAAGGGUGCUUGGAAGAACACUCUGUUUGUAUUUCUUUUUCUUGUUUUUCCUGAAUAUUCUUUACUUGUACCCAGGCUUCCAUUUGAGUUAAAUAUUCUGCUCAGACGAAAGCUUAAUGCCCAUUUUAAUUCUUUUUGCUGUGACAAUUUCCCCGUGUAACUGAGCUACCCUGUACCCGUCUACAAGAACAGAAGGAUAUCCUGUGAAGGGCAGUGAGGAUUACUCUGAAGUAUAGGAUUUCAGAUUGAUAAACAACAAAAUGGAUCAGGAGACAAAGUCAGGAUGGAGUUUUGCCUUCUGGGCAACCAGGGAUACACCAUAAAUCUUUGUUCUGUGAUUUAUUAAACUGGAAUAAUCCUGGUCCCAUAUCCCCAUACCCUUUGGGAGAGACUGUGGCUCAUGCAAAAGGUCCCAGGUUUAAUACCCCACAUCUCCCAAGAAAAGACCUCUGCCUGAAACCCUGGACAGCUGCUGUCAGUCAAUGCAGGCAAUAGAGUUAGAUGGGCCAAUGGUCUGUCUUAGUGUAAGGCAGUUUCCUGUGGCACUGGUUAGUCAGGAUUCUAAGCUUUCUACCUAUCUUGUUUGUACCCAUUAUUUCAAAAAGGACCUCAGGGUUGUUUACAGUUCUUUUACCAGCUUGAUUGUAAAACACAAUAAAGUUGAAGGUCAGUUGCUGAAGGGUAAUUAUGCAAUUGCUCGACUAUGCAUUUUCUCCACACACACACCCCCAAUUUAUUUUGCCACAAUCCUUUAAGCUAAAGGUAAAGGGACCCCGACCAUUAGGUCCAGUCGGGACUGACUCUGGGGUUGUGGCGCUCAUCUCGCUUUACUGGCCGAGCGAGCCGGCAUACAGCUUCCGGGUCAUGUGGCCAGCAUGACUAAGCCGCUUCUGGCGAACCAGAGCAGCGCACGGAAAUGCCGUUUACCUUCCCGCCGGAGCGGUACCUAUUUAUCUACUUGCACUUUGAUGUGCUUUCGAACUGCUAGGUUGGCAGGAGCAGGGACUGAGCAACGAGAGCUCACCCCGUCACUGGGAUUCGAACCGCCGACCUUCUGAUUAGCAAGUCUUAGGGUCUUUCUAAUAGAUUCUUUUUCGGGCAGAGACUAUCCAGAUAGGAUGGUUGCAGGAGAUGAAGUCUAGCAACAUCUGGAGGACCACAGUUUUUCUGUCCCUGCAGUAAAUAACUACAGGCCCAGCUUGCCUAUUUUACAAAAAAAAGUCACACAGCUCUAGUCCCCCACCCCCCACCCCGGUAUCUGACUAAAAGUGCUAAGCAAUGAGAUCUUUGUCUUGCUCUGUUUUGCCAUCUGAUAGCUAAAAGGGUGGGAUUAUGAAAUUUCUCCAAUUGGCUGCAAGGGAAAUAUUCCUCCCUCUCACCCUCCCUGCAAGUUUUAGACAGUGUGAGCUGGCUUUCAUUCUGAGAAUCCUGCACCACAUGCAGCAUGGAGGCUUCUAAAAAGGUGAGAUAAACGUGGGUUCCUGGUAGGUGAGGCUCUGUCUUGAUAUCAUAGCAUUGUUGUGUCACUUUUCCCACACACUUUGCUAUAAUAUUCCUCUGGAGUAGAAGCUGUAGGUCUUCAGGCAGUCCUUCACUGAAAGUUUAGAAAGUGAGCUUCCAUCUUAUAGCUGUUCGGGAUUUGCAGGGUGGGGGUGGGGGAUGAGGAGGGGUCAACAGUGGAAAAUGCCAGUAUUUCAGAAGAAGAAAUAGGAAUCUGUGAGGCCCCUCUUGUGUAAACAUGCUGUUUGCAAAGUGAGUCAAUUUCAUUUUCAGGAGAAUCACAAGACAAAUGGCAAGACUGUCUUGUGCUAAAAGAAAAAAAACCAAAACAAAUUAUCUGUUUUCUAUGGACUUGGUAACUUUUAUUUCAAUAUUCGUGAGUCUGCUUCAAUUGUAACUUACUUUUUUUCCUUGUCCCACCCCCAUCCCCACUGCAGCCAGUCCUCUAUACUUAUUUCAGAAGUUCCUGCACCUGGAGAGUGAGAAUUGGUAAGCACAGCGUGGAAUCCUAUUCUAUAGGAUGCUGCCAGUCUUUUGCAUUUCUUCACCAAAACGCAGUUAAUAAGUGAUUUAUCAAACCACAGAGCAGCAAACAUCAGCCAUUUCUGAAGACUAAAACGUGUCUUCUUUACUUGUGGUAAAGAGUGGGAGCAAAUGCUAAAAUUAGUUUGCUGUGGAAAGAGGAAAGCUCCUAGAUUGUGUGAAUACAGAAGACACGUUUGUACUUUAAGGGUGCAACCCUAUUCACACUCACCUGGAAGCAAACCUGACUGAGCUCAGUGGUGCUUACUUCUAAGUAGACACAUAAAGGACUGCACUGCAAAAAUGGAAAAAUACUGUGCAACCUGUGUGCAGAUUGUCUUUGGGAGAAAGCAGUUGGCCACAGCCCAUGUGUAUACAGCCUGUAUAUACAGUCAUACCUCAUGUUACAGACGCUUCGGGUUACGGACCAUGGGAAACCCGGAAGUACCGGAACGGGUUACUUCCGGGUUUCGCCGCUCGCACUUUGUGCAUGUGCAGAAGCGCUGAAUUGUGUCUGCACAGACGCAGCGCUUCAGGAUGCAAACGCUGCGGGUUGCAAACGUGCCUCUGUCACGGAUUACGUCUGCAACCCGAGGUUCCACUGUGCAUCAAAAGUGAUGUUUCAGGCUGCAGUCCUAACCCCACUUACCUGGAAGUAAGCCCCAUUGAAUUCAAUAGGACUUAUUUCUGAGCAUACAUGGUUAGGAUUGCACUGUUAACGCAUGAGGUUAAAUUUUUUAUUCCUUUGCAUAAAGUGCACUACAUGCAGGAAGUUCUGUAAUGUGCAAAGCAGCCCUCUCCUGUGGCAGAAAACAUUUGUGAGACAGGCCACAUUUACUCCUAUAUUGCAAUGUACGCAAUCUAGAAAUUCCCAAAUAUUUCUGCACUCAUAAGGAUUUUUAUGUAGCUCCUUCUCUCUUUGGCUGGUCUUUUUUAUCUGAGGACUGUGAUUAAUUAGAUACAUAUUUUCUACAUAAAAAUACCACAAUCCAGAUGUCUGCAUUUCCUACAUUCUUUAGAGGCACUCUGGAAACACUCAAGGGAUGCUGGAAGACUUUGGGUUUUAAAAGUUCUGUCUGUUGAAGCUCAUAACCUGAUAUAAUCUAGCAAGAUAAACAAGACUGACUCUGGUUGGGGGUUACAACUAUCAGUCAAAUAGAGCAUCAACCAUGUUAACUGAAUUGCUGUCUCCAGAUUGCAGAACAUGGUGAAGCAGCCUGAUGUCUGGUUUGUUGUUUCAGUGUAGGAGUGGGGAACCUUUGGUCCUCCAGAUGUUGCUGCACUACAGCUUCUAUCAUUCCUGGCCACCGACCAUGCUUGCUAGGGCUGGGAGUUGUAGUUCAGCAACAACUGGAGGGUGAAAGAUUUCAGCCCCCUCUCACCCAUGCUUACCUGUUGUGGAAAGUGGUAGACACCCCUUGCUUUAUAUUUAAACAGAGACGACACCUGAACAACAAACCCAUCUUCUCGAGUCACAUCUAGUUUGACCUUCAGUGAGGAAGGUGAAUUAGCUCCACAGAAACCACCGCUGUUGCUUUAAACAUAAAUGAGCACAUUCCUCUUUUGAAACAAAAUCCUGGUUCUCAUAUUUGCUCUUAAAGCACACCUUAGUUCUUAAAUCCAUAUUAUUACAAGUUCUUGUGAUGCUGAUUCUACAGAUUUUUGUUGUUUUGUUGCUUCAACUUCCAUAGUGUUCAGAGCUUGAAAAUUGAAGUGAUAAAAAUAUAUAAAUUGGAGUAGGUAGCAUCCUGAAACUGUAUGUCACCCUUUCUCUUGGCAGCACUGGCUCUGAAAGGAAUUGCCUAUGAUUCAGCACCUGUCAACCUUGUGAAGGAUGGAGGGCAGCAGGUAAGGAGAUGUGGGAUGUGGUCUGCACAGCAGGCAGGGUGGUGCCUCCGCAAGGGGGAAGCUUUGCUCUUCUGGGCUUCAGUAGCGGAGUUGAUCUGUCUCAGGAGCUGUCCUGUCUCCACAGAUGACACCAGAGUACCAAGCAGUGAACCCAAUGCAGCAAGUCCCAGCCCUCAAAAUUGAUGGCAUCACCCUCUCGCAGUCGGUGAGUAAGCAAUCUGUAUUAAUUAUUUACUUGGUUCUGCUGCCCAGGCAAAGGACUUUGCACUCCAGAUCUCAGGAGCGGGCUUGGGACUUGCUGGAAAGAAAGCUAUUGUGGGUGGGAUAAGAACACCUAGCAGCACCGUUAAAUGGGUUUCUUUUCACCAUGAAGUUAAUCCCACACUGAUGUUGCUUGAAGAAUCCCAUCCUACCUGUGGUUCCAUACUGAUUGUUCUGAGACAUGAGAUUCAUUCCUUACACGGGAUAUGCUUUUACUAGCAUAUGCUCCAGAUUAGCUUGAAAGACAGAUGGAGAACCUUUGGCCCUCCAGAGGUUGUUGAACUCCAGCUUCCAUCAGCCCCAGCCUGCAUGGCUGCUGAUGAGAAGCGACUGGAGUUGUAAUGCUCAACAUCUGGAAAGCCCCAGGCUUGGUUUAAUCCAAGCAGAUCUAGAGCUUGUGGUGCACAAGCUUCAUUCAGGUGAUCCAUGUCUUACCUGUGGAUUUGUUGCUGAAGAUGGGAAAUGGCACACCCGUUGUGUUAAACAUUUAUAUUGAUUUUUAAUUGUACUUCUAUUGCUUUUAUUUCUUACAGUUUAUAUAAUUCUUUUAUAAUAUAUAGAAAAUAAAAGCAAUACCAUUUAAAGAGUAAUACAGUAUCUAGUACAGCCACAUUACAAUUGCUGCAGCAUCAAAUCCAUGGGAGGGAGGGAGGUUUGGGAACUACUGCUUUAGAUUUCUCACUCCUUGAUCUGCAUCAGGGAACUAGUGUCUCCAUUUCAACCACAACACACACACCCCCCCCCCCGGGCCAUUCUUGUCUAAAAGUCUCUCCACUUAUUGCAGAUAGCAAUAAUAGAGUACCUGGAGGAGACGCGUCCAAAACCUAGUCUCCUGCCCCAGGAUCCAAAGAAGAGAGCCCUGGUGCGGAUGAUCUCAGAGCACAUUGCUUCUGGAAUUCAACCCUUGCAGGUAAUUGCCCAGUUGCUGGGCCUGCCUAUCUAUCCUUAACCCUGUUGGAUCAGAGUUCACUACUGACUGCAAAUGAAGCGGUGUCCCUUGUUACGAACCUCAGGCCCCAAGGAGGGCUUGUGGGAGUGGUUGGGUGCAGGGAUACCAAAGGAUGUCGAAAACAUCAGAAUGGCUAGUUCUGGUGCUUUAUUAAAUAUAUUGUAGGCUUACAGCAAAGCAGCUUGCCAGGUCUCCUAGCCUUUGCAGACAUGGGACAGACACCACAGCAAGGAAAUGGCUUGUCCGCAGAAUCUGUCCUGCGUCUAUGAAGGCUAUAGACAGUGUGGUGUUGUGGUUAAGAGCGGUAGUCUCGUAAUCUGGGGAACCGGGUUUGAGUCUCCGCUCCUCCACAUGCAGCUGCUGGGUGACCUUGGGCUAGUCACACUUCUCUGAAGUCUCUCAGCCCCACUCACCUCACAGAGUGUUUGUUGUGGGGGAGGAAGGGAAAGGAGAAUGUUAGCCGCUUUGAGACUCCUUAAAGGGAGUGAAAGGCGGGAUAUCAAAUCCAAACUCCUCUUCUUCUUCUUCUUUGCUGUAAUGUUACACCUCCUUUAAUAAAGCCCUAUAAUUGGCCGCUCUUAUGUUUUUGAUGUCCUCCUUUGGUGUUCCUGCACCAAACCACUCCCACGAGCCUUCCUUUGGGCCUGUGGUUCAGAACACCCCUCCCGAUUGGGUUUCCCCCCCUGGAUAUAUAUUCUUCAAUAUAUAAAAGACACAGUGACAGUGGUGUAGCGUGGGGGGUGCAGGGGGGGCCGGCCGCACCAGGCGCAACAUCUGGGGGGGCGCGCUCGCACUCGCAGCUCUCUGCCCCUACCUGGCUCACUCACUCUCUCUCACUGCAGUGCUGGCUGUGCGAAUCCGAUCCGAGCCGCUGGGUCGUCGCCCACUGUGGAGGGGGUGGGUGCCAGGCGUGCAGUACAGAGAGAGAGCGAGGGACUAUCUGGGGGAGGGACAGUGCAGCGGCCGCCCAGCGCAGCGCUGAGCGCAGGAGAGAACCACACCAGACCAGACCAGGCAGCAGCAAGAAGAAGCUGGCAGCGGCGGCAGGUUAGGGGUUAGGGGGCGCAAAUUACUUGCCUUGCCCCGGGUUAGGGGGCGCAAAUUACUUACCUUGCCCCGGGUGCUGACAACCCACGCUACGCCGCUGCACAGUGAUAGUGCAAAAUUGGGGGUGGAUUUAAACUGGAUCAGCCACACAUCGUUCCAACUGGAAGCAAUGCUUCCUCAACAUUACAACAUUAUUUCCCCCCGGAAGGGCACUUUUGCACAAACAAACUGCAACAUUUGAAGUAUAAAAAGUGACAGGAUGUUAGCGGAAGGUACAGGACUGGAACUGACUGAACACAAAAUAGUAUUAUCCUGACACUUUUGCAGGUUGUGAACCCUGUUGUAAGCAGAAUCAUGCUUAACCACCCCACACCAUCACGAGUGUGCAAAUAAUCAUGAAUGCACAGUAAAAAGGGCAUCUUGAAGGCCUCUCCCAGGAAGGUGGGAGUAAUGAAUUUCUACAGAUAGUAUGGCAGAUGACCCCUGCCCUCAUACUGUGUUGUACGAGUGCUCACUCAGUACCCAUUGUCUGUGGCCCUCUUUGUAUCUAUUCCAGACAAAAAAGUCCCUAGAGAUAAAAGCAAGACAAUACCUAUUUGUCUUGCCUCAGCCUUAAGGUUCAAAAGGCACAUAACACCACAGCAGGGGUGGUGAAUCUGCGGCGCUUCAGAUGUUAUUGGACUCUGGUUCCCAUCAGCCCAGGACACCCUGACUGAGGGUCAGGGAUGAUGGGAGUUCCUCCCCUAGAAAGACACAGCUUAGCUACCCUUGCAAUAUAUCAUAGAUUAAAGCCUCACUAUCUGAAUAAUUGUCUUUGCCAUACCUCCACACACCCCAAAAGCAGUUUUCCAACCUUCCUUCUCUUUUUAUUAUUAAUAUUUACUUAUUAGCCACCAUACAGUGAAGCUUCUGGGUGUUGUACUGUAGAGGCAAUCUAACUCUGGCUCUUCCUACAUUUUAUCAGAACUUGACUGUCCUGGAGCAGUUUGGUGAGAAGAAGCAAGACUGGGCAAAGAACUGCAUUUCUCGUGGUUUCAAAGGUGAGUCCCAGGUUGAAACUUUUAGCUGGACUUUAGCCAUCUGCUAGCCAGGUAGGAGGUUUUGAGGAGAAAGCUGUCCUCCUGUCUGGCUUGUACUGGAAGACACCGGUGGAACAGUUAAGCCAGUCUCCAUCAAUCUGGUAUCCCUCCAGAUUAAGCUCCUAUUAGUCUCAGGCAGCACAAGUUUAAAGAGCAGCAUAAGGCUGUUUGGAAAAGGGCUUUCAAAGAGCCUCACACUGCGCUUUGAACAAAGUCCCAACAGCUGGGACUUCAAAUCACAGAAGCAUCUGACAUAGUGAUGUCAGGUGAUUGGCAGGGGGGCACCCACACCUAUCAUUCAAAUUUGACCUGGUAGGUCUGGGGAAAUAUGGAUCUGGCCUACUGGCUUCCUCACUUCUGCAUAAACAUGUGGUCCAAACUUGGGUUCAUUUAGUUUAGUUCACAAGCCAUAAACCAAGAACAAUUGUUUGUUAUAGCUCACAGUUAGUCUGGAGAGAACUAAACCAUGGCCCAGUUUUAGACAACACCCAAGGCCAAGCUAUGACUUAGUUCAGCACAGCGCUGAAAAACAGGAGAGAAGCAAAACCGAUGCGAUAUCCUCCUUGGGAGGUCCAGAUAUUUGCCAUUUAAUAACCAGGACAUUUAACGUUCCUUUAUGAAAACACUGCCAAAUUUAGCAGUGUGAUUUGUCUAUGCUGAAAAACAAAAAGUGUGUUCUCGAUUUCCAACAACAUGCUGUUUUCUUUUCCUGGAGCUUUGGAGCAGAUCCUGCAUGAAACAGCUGGGCGCUACUGCGUUGGGGAUGAGGUAAGGCAAGAUGCGAUCCUGUCCUCUGGCAAGGAUGGCAAGAAAUCACUUGUGGACAUCCAGUGAAGCUGAAUGUUGUGAGAUUUAGGACAGAUAAAGAAGUGCUUCUUCAUGCAGCCCAUAGUCACACUGUGGAAGUCGCUCCCCCAGGAGGCAGUGAUGGUCCCCAACUUCAUUGGCUUUAAAAGAGGAUUAGACAAAUUCACGGAGGAGAGAGCUAUUGAUGGUUACCAACCAUGAUGGCUGUGCUCUCUCUCCACAGCUGGAGGCAGCAAAGCUUCUGAAUACCAGUUGCUGGAAACUACAGCAGGGGAGAGGGCUCUUGUGCUCAGGUCCUGUUUGUGAGUUUCCCAUAGACAUCUGGUUGGCCACUGAGAGAACUGUUUUGAUGGACCAUCGGCCUGAUCCAGCAGGCUGUUCUUAUGUUCUCUUAUCUGUGCACUGGUAUCAACGCAGAGGCCAAGCGAGUAGAGAUCCAAGGACACAGUAAGCUAAUAGUUUACUUAUUCCUUUCUCUCCCUACCCCAGUUAACCGUUUUAGGGACCUCUCGCAAAAGGCUGAACAUUAUUCUUGGCUAAAGCAAGAGUUGAGCAACAGUGCCACCUGCUACUGUUAGCAGUCCAAUCAAAAUGUCACAGGAUAGCGUGCAAGCUGUUACUCUGGUUGUUGCAUGUACAGAGAUGGGGGAGUGGCCAUUAUGUUCUUUCUCCUUCCAAGGCCCCAAAGCAUGUAGAUCUUUUCGGGUGUCUCAAGGAAACGUUAGUUGAAAGGGGUUCUUGCAAAUCCAGUUCUGUUUAAUGCACUUAUAUUCUUGCCGUCAUCUCCUCUGUCCAGACCCACCUUUGCACCCAGCCAGAAGAGAAUUAAAGGGAACAGGAGAGUAAGCCACACGCGUGCACACACCCAAAUUGUCAAAUGCAAAUCCAACAUAUCUGAAUACAAAAAUAACAAUGGUUAACCAAAGUCCACACAUGCCCCCAAAUUAUACUGCAAAUCAUAUACAGUACUUCACAGCUGAAAAGGAUACCUGAAAAGGACUAUCUUCACCUGCAGGAUGCUGCUCAUUCACGUAGGUCAGUUGAAACAGCCCUGAGUGAGCCAACCACUUUCAAUGGUGUUUCAUCAGCUAGAGAUUUUCCUGUUCCAAGUGGCCUGCCAGCUACCAAGUGCUGAUUUUAAUCAUACCUGGUACUUUGUUUUGGUUGUUUUCAUCUGCUGCUCAAGUGUGUGGCUUUAUUUUUUUUUUAAAAAAAAAUUCCUGAUCAUUUUUAAAUGGUUCACAAUACUUUUUAAACUGUUCAUAUCAGCUGCCCUGAGUAUUCUAAUACGAAAUGGAAUGGUGGGGGUAUAAAUAUCACAAUAAAUAAAUCCAUAUCCAGUUAAUGAGCUGAGCUACAGAAAAUAGUGAACUGAAGUUUGCCAGCAAACUAAUUGCAAAGGGUUACAGUACGUUUUUUAAUGUCAAACCGUUAAGAUAUUUCUGUAAGCAGAAUUUGGUAUUGUAUUAAUUUGUCUUCCACAUUCCCUGCCUCUUCUCAUUGCUUUUAAUAUCAAACUGCUCAGCGCUGUGCCUCUCAUAGGAUCAUCGCCAUCACAUGACACCGAUCACUUUUUUGAUUCCAGCAUUGCAGGGGUUGGGCUAGAUAACCCUCAGGAUCCCUUCCAACUAUACAAUUCUAAGAUUCUGAUACAUCAGAUAGAAGAGGAGGCAGAGAGACUUCUCCACCGUCAUUCCACCGGUCUCUAAGCUGAUAUUCCAGCCACAUCAACAUGUCACCACUAUAAUUUAACUCUGAGAAAACACAAUCCUGCUAGGUUGAAAAGCUGAAGGGCUCUUGGAACUGCUUUAACAUUUCUUUCUGCUUUUCUGCAGGUAACCAUGGCUGACCUAUGCUUGGUUCCCCAAGUUUUCAAUGCCGGGAGGUAAGCAGAACUAUGCCUUGCUAGUUGCUAGGGCAACUGGUGUGAUCCCAUUGGCCUAGUUAGCAGUCAUACAUGGGGUGGGAGGAUAAUAUCUACUGAAGUAGCAGACAAAUUGGAUAAACUUUCUGCACUGGGAUUCUACUUCCAGAAAAUGUUGGGGAGGAAGGGAAGUCAGGAGAAGUGCAAUGCUGUUAUGUUUUAUAUUUUGACAUUCAUAUGUUGUAUGAAGCAAUGGGCGAUAUCUGUAUGAAGUCACGGUGUUAAGUUGUGGGUGAACAUAUCAGACGACACAGCGAUUCUUCAAACAGCUCUUGUUUAUUCAGAGGCCAGAACAGAACUGAACUGAAGGGUUCAGUCAGCCUGCUUAUAUAGAGCUCCACUACAACGUAACUGUAACAAUUUUCUAAAACUAUCCAAUCACUGAACGUCACUUUCAAUCCCUUAUUUGCAUAGCUAUCUACAGUAUCCCCCUGCUGGCCCAGGGUGAGAACUUCAGUACAUAACACACGGUGCUUAAAAAUAAACCCACUGAAAUAAGCUGGCUAAAAUGACUUUGGUCUGUUGACUUAGAUGGGUGUACUCUGAAUGUGCCCAACGUUGCUUAUCACUUUGUGUUUAUUAAGAAAAGUAGAAAAUUAAAAAGUGCAGCGUUCCAAUCUACACUUGGAAAGCAGGCAGUGAGUCAUCCCAGUUCAAGAUGACACGUAAAACACCACCCUCUCACCUAAACAGCCCAGAAUUAGGAUGUCCACUAGACUUUUGUCUUCCACAUCCCAGUUCAGUAUUGUUUCUCCUCUGCCUAAAUAAGGCUUUGAGACUACAAUUCCCAUCAUCCCUGACCACUGGUCCUGCUUGCUAGGGAUCAUGGGAGUUGUAGGCCAAAAACCAUCUGGAGGGCCAAGGUUGAGGAAGCUUGCCUAAAUGGUGCCUGCUUUGGUUGCCAACAUCUAGCUACACAAGAUGCUCAGUGCAUCACUGGCAAUUGCAAUAGCGUUUUUGUUCAUUUAAUAGCAAGGAUGAGGGAACCAAAGUAAAUGCAGGGGAGGGGGAGAUUAGCCCUUCCCUCCCCAGCCAAAAUCCCAGUGAAUCCCACCCUCCCCUUGAAAUGCCUGCUACAAUUAAUGGGGGGGGGGGGAAGCAUUUACACCAAUGAAGCUUUCGUGCAAGAGCUUAUUUCACUGGAUCGUGGCUUGUGGGUGGGGCAUUUAUUCUCAGAAUAUAUUGCUAUUAUGGAUAGGGGAAAUAUUUGAUUUUGUUUGCAUUUAAAGGCAAAUCUGCACUUUCUGAAACAAUACGAGAGCCGAAACAAAGCCAUCCUUAGAAAUUCACACUUCUCCCAGUUUUGUGGUGCAUUUCUCCCGCCAAGUGAUGUGCACAGAAAUGCAGAUACUGGGGUAGGGUGUGCAUGAAAAUGUGCAUGUUGGUGAAAAGAACAUACAAAAAUGCAUUACAUUAGGGGAAACUGAUUUCCAAAACUGCAGUUGGGGAAAUUGUGUGUGUUUGUGCGCGCGCACACAUUAGGAUGCUGAUGAAUUUUUUUUAUUAUCAAAUUGCUGUGGGAAAAUGAAGUACUAUUUAAGAUUGGGAAAAUGAGAAACAGAGAACCAAAAUUGACACAUUUGUCUACCCCUAAUCACUACAUUAACUACCACAACCUCUAUGUCUAACUAUUCAUUUGUCUUGGCAGGUUUAAAGUGGAUCUUACGCCAUUCCCCACGAUAAACAGAAUCAACAAAGCUCUAUUGGAAUUGGAAGCGUUCCAAACCAGCCAUCCAUCACGGCAGCCAGAUACCCCUUCAGAACUAAGAGUCUAAAGCUGCCCCAUUUUUUUACUGAGGAAGAUUUGGGCCUAACUUUUUUUAAAAAAUUGAUUAUCUUGUGAACUGCCCUGAGACAGGUGGCAUAUAAAUUUAAUUAAUUAAUUAAUAAUAGUAAUAAUAAUUUGCCCAUAAAGGGACUCUAUGUGCCACCAUCUAGGAAGAACCACAACUUGAAUGAUUUCCUGCUAAGAGAGGGAGAUGCACUCCACCAGCAUGGUUUAUUCUGGUUUUAUUCUGUGAAUAGCCCUGAGACCCUCGGGUAUAGGGCAGUAUAUAAAUUCAAUAAAUAAUAAUAGUAAAUAAUAAUAAUAAUAAUGAUGAUAAUGCAACUACAUUAAAGCACUUAACAAGACCUAACCUUUGAUCAUGUUUUGACAAUUGUAAAAGGAGAUUAAAAGAAAAAAGUGUUUCUGACUA
Podarcis lilfordi (Lilford's wall lizard) is the source of this 12560-nucleotide messenger RNA. The record is from the annotation of a GenBank genome assembly. NCBI's taxonomy places the organism in Eukaryota, Metazoa, Chordata, Lepidosauria, Squamata, Lacertidae.